GGCUCGUAGGAGCAGAGGACGUCCUUAAGUUACAUCACUUCAUUUUCCAGCCCUCAUAAGAGAAAGGAAGGAAGAAGUUUUUACUCGCAGAAAGAAGAUGAAAAUGAUAAUAUGCUGACUGAACCUAAGAAUAAUCUUCGGCAUUGACAUCCAUGUUUAAUGUCAAGAGAAAAGACAGAUCACAUCAGUGCGAAGAAAUGGGAUCUGAUCAUGGCAUCAUGGACCGAGUAUCCUAUGCUCAUCCAUUGAUGUUUGGCUCGUCUUUGAACAACCAGUAUUUCCCCUUCAAAGAUGCACUGAAAAAUCCCCAGAAUGACCCAGAGCAAGUCAACAGUCAACGGUACAUUGGAGGCUUUUCCUACCUGUCCUACCAUGGGAACUUCAGUGUGCAUGACCUCUCCUUGGAACCUGCAUUCAUCCACAGACGUAACGAGAGAGAGCGGCAGAGAGUCCGCUGUGUCAAUGAGGGAUAUGCCAGACUCCGUGAACAUUUGCCACAGGAAUUUGAGGAUAAGAGACUCAGCAAGGUAGAGACACUGCGGGCAGCCAUAAGCUACAUUAAACACCUGCAGGAACUUCUGGAGCUCAGUCUACCUUAGGGAAGGUCAGGACUGUCUUCAGAGAAGGGCAGAGGAACUCAAAGACUAGUGUGAGUGGCAGCAUUGAUCUGGAACACUGUAUGCUUGCCAUUCAAUUAUUCAUUGUUUCGUUACUUUUAAAACACUGAUGUGAUGAAGCUUGAACAAAUGUAAUGCUUUCCAGAUGAUGCACUCUUUAACCAAUGUCUUAGAGGUGUUUGUUUGCAUACUGGUUAUGAUUCUGAAAAUGUUCAUGGUUUCCUUUCAGGAGCAUGCACAGGUAUGCUUAAAAUGUAUUUUGACUAAACAACAAGUAAUCAAGGAACAAACCAAUUAAAAAAGGUUGAAUGGGCUCUUAAAUGAAAAAAGACAUUCAUAAAACUAUGCCUCUAUAAUCUCAUUCUUAACUUUUUGAGAUUAUGAAUUCCUUUGCUCAAAAACAUCACAAAAUGUUAUAA
This is a messenger RNA of Rhinichthys klamathensis goyatoka, 1036 nucleotides long. RefSeq names its product achaete-scute homolog 5. The record is from RefSeq and is a predicted model, not a curated record. Bases 153 to 599 code for a protein of 148 amino acids. Gene Ontology annotation, molecular function: protein dimerization activity; DNA-binding transcription factor activity, RNA polymerase II-specific; RNA polymerase II transcription regulatory region sequence-specific DNA binding. The transcript is spliced from 2 exons. Gene Ontology annotation, biological process: developmental process; regulation of transcription by RNA polymerase II. NCBI's taxonomy places the organism in Eukaryota, Metazoa, Chordata, Actinopteri, Cypriniformes, Leuciscidae.